UGCACACCAUGGCUACCCGGAACGAGGGACACUUUCCCCACGCCCUCCUCUAUUUGCUUACAGAGGCUGCCUGCAGUUCAACCUCCGGUCUCUUUCAAUGCCUACAUAUUUGAUGGUAUUCAUGGAAGUGCCUCAAGCUACUGCCUUCGAUACAACACCAAGGAGACAAUUCAUGAUGAUUGGCAUAUCAAUCCCGGACUCUUAGCCAUUGCAGAUCGGGCCCCACAGACUGCUUUUAUUCCUGUGCCAGGACCGGAUGUAUCGAGUAGUGUCAAUCUCAAAAUCUACAUUCCCAUGGCCGCCUACUUCUGCAAUCGUUACACCGACACCAUGCGUUCGUGGAUGAAGGAGAAAUUCCAAACUGACUGUGAACCCACAAUGGUAGUCUCCACACUGGUGAAAGAAUGCCUUGAGCGAGCCUAUGGUUCAGACAAACCUCUCAAAUCUUUUGAGUACUGUCUCCGAAUAUGCGGGCGCACUGACCUUCUGCAUCCACACGCUCGACUUUGUGAUCAUGAGUAUAUUCGGGACUGCUGUCGGACGGGAGCAACUGCACGGUUGGUGUUGGAAGCCUUCAGUGCACAGGAGCAUUUCCUUCCCUCAGUUCAGGAUAAGUCUCGAAAGCUGAAUCUUCACGAGGCCUAUGUGGCUGAGACUCGUAUUCCUGAAAGAGCAAUGAUUGAAAGUUCGGUGAUGAAAAUAAGCGACUACAUUGCGAACCUCCGCAAACAAGUUGCCAAUCUUUCUUUUAACACUAUCAAUGCUGCUGGCCAUACUUGUGAGAUGAUUCGAAAGGCUGUGGUCGAACAUAUCUCGGGAAUCUGUCACGGUACGGCAAUCAACACUCUGCCUGAGGCUAUGGCAGCCGUACAAAAUAGCCUAUACAAUCUUAUGUUGAGUAGAAAGCCUCGGAUUGACACCCAUCCGGACGCUUCAACCAAAUCGGUGCGUGAAAAUCGAUCAAUGAUUGGCGGAAAAUUGACUCGAAUGGACCAAUCAGUGCGCAACACUGACGUCCUGGUUUCGGGAAAUGAGAUGGAGUGUGAACGUCUUCUGGGCUGUCAUAUAUCAGUGAAUAGGGAGUCUCACCGCACUUCAAAGUGUGACAUGCCCUUUGUCAUGCGAAUUGGCAGUGUCAUCGAUCCCACUGACCACACAGAUCCUUGGAAUCUCUCCGAGCGUUUAGGCAUCGGCAGCUGUGUUCGAGUUCAUGUGAUUCUAACCUAUGCCGGACGACCGCUAUCCACUGUAUAUUCAUCACCUCUAACCCCGGCCUAUCCAAAAAACUUUAAGGGAUGUGAAGAAUACGCCUGCACCACACCAGUACUUCGUGACUUUCACUACUCAAGAAAGGCCGAUUUCAAUUCGGGUGGAAAAAUUGAUGAAUGGAUUCGUUUCUUGGAUUUCCCUUUUAGACGCCUUCCAAGGGAAACUCUCCUCAACGUUAGUCUUAUUGCCUUGAAAAAGCAAACUGAAGACCCCGCUAUACUGUCCAAUGGGACCCUUCUUGGUUGGGUUAAUGUACCCAUAUUUGAUGGCAAUGGACGUUUGCGACAAGAGGUUGUUCUCGCCGGUCUCUGGCCCCCCGUGGCAGAAGGUCUCUCCCCGGAAUUUCGAUCCACGUUUGCAGAGCCUAACCGAAGACACAAUGCCAUAGUUGUGGAACUAGAAUUUCCAAUCUAUCCAUCCGACUUUUUCUUCCCAAAACCACCGACUGUUGAUGACUCCGAUGUCUGUCAUGUAAGCAUGUCCGAUGCGGAAAGACGCCAUUACAGUGAGUUGGCUAGUCAAAUUCUCUACACACCAGCUUCACAACUUCCACCCGCCGGACGUCGAUCGACAGAGGCAGUUGGAGAGCCCAAAUUUAUCACCUUCUUAGCGGAUUUGAGUUUGCAUCAACUUUUUAUUGAUAAACUUUGGGAAAAUCGCCAUCGACUUAUUGGUUCAUCCGAACUCCUCACAACUCUUGUUGUUGCGGCUCCUGUCUGUUGGCCGGACGCCUGUCGACGGGCCUCGAUACCAACCACAAAAAGUGCUCAUGACAAAAUUUUGUGGAUGCUUUUAUUUUCUCAGCUCUAUAGCCUACUCCAAGUCUCAUCACCGCUUUCACCAUCAUCUGCAAUGCGUCUUCUACUACCCGAUGUUCCAGAUCAAUUUUUUCGGCAUUGGGGUGUCUGUUGUCUCUCCCGAUUUCCUCCAGAUGGUCUCAUUUGCUACCUUCCCUGCCUUCUAGAGGCAGUUAAUUAUGACCUCCAUUUGGAUUGGUCAGGUUUAGUUAGCCUUCUUCUUCAUCGUUCAACGGUAUCUCUGCGAUUCUGUAAUGCUCUCUACUGGAAUAUUGAGAGCAUAUUAAUGAAUCCCAAAUGGUAUAGUCAACGUCGACUGGUUCUGCUGAAGACAGCAAUCCUGUGGUUGCAUGGUAGCCGUCUGAAAGCCACUUGGAGUCUACAAGCAGACGUGCUGUGUCGCAUACGUCAAACCGCUGAAGCCGUUAAAGCGGCAAAGGAUAAAACGAAGUAUAAAACUUUACAGGAAGGUUUGGAGUCUACACAAACCUUCCUCGACUCCCAAUUUAAGCCGAAGGGCUUGGAGGAGGGAACAGCAUCAAAUGGUGGGUCACUCUCGCUAUCAAAUACAUCCGAUCUCCCAAUCCCGGAUGCUUUUCGUCUGCCCUAUGAUUUUGGCUUCGCUUGUCGAAGCUUGAAGGUACAGGCAUGCACAUACAUCACUUCAUUCACGUGCCCAAUUCGCCUCACUUUGAGCGGAAUUGAUGGAGAAACGCGUAAAUGCAUCUUCAAGGUCGGAGAUGAUCUGCAGAUGGACCUCCUAAUCUGCCAAUUGAUCCACGUAGUGGACAGAAUUUGGCUGAACGGAGGGAUGGAUUUGUGUAUUCCCCACUUCACAGUGAUGCCUAUGGAAGUAAAACGCGGACUCAUUGAACCAGUGCCCGACUCUGAGACCCUCAGGGUAAUCAACCAAACCAGUGCCUCAAAUCCGCGCUUCAAACGCGAUCAAGGGCUGUUGAUGUGGCUUCGAGAAAAUCAUUCGGACACAAAAGCUCUUCGAAAGGUUGCACUUUUGGCAUUUCCUUUAUGCUAUCCCUUGAAUCGUCAUUUGGGAGGUCACAUAAGUGUCACCUUUUGUUGGCUGGUUGUGUCUACGAUGUGGUUGCGCGAGGCAGUCGAUAACUUUUUUCACUCCACUGUUGCCGGCUCGGUGUUAACUUUUGUGCUGGGUCUGGGGGAUCGUCACAACGACAACAUCAUGAUGCGGGAGAAUGGACAAAGCUUUCACAUCGACUUUGCCAAAGUCUUUGGCAACUUUCAAAAGAUUCUCAGUUUUAAUCGUGAUAGAUCGCCCUUCAUCCUCACUCCGGAUAUGGUGGAGGUGGUAAAAUUUGCUGAACCAUCGAAUUCGACGACGAGCAGAAGGGAAGAUAUGCCAAAGGAACUGGUUGAAAUUCCCUCCUUUGUGCGCCACUGUUGUCAGGCCUACAACCUCCUUCGAAAGUUCGCCUUUCCAAUCAUGGGCCUAAUGGAGAUGGCGUGGCAAAUGCAACUGCCCGGGUUGGAGCGAGGACAAAUUGGACACGUCUUUGGAAAUCUACGUCGAUCUAUUAGUGAUGCUGAAGCGGAGGCCUUUUUUAAGGAGCUAAUUCAACGGAGUAUUCAAUCAUACUCGGCUCAGCUGAAUAACAUGAUUCACGACAAGGUUCAAAGGAGCAAGAAACAACCAAGUGUUGUGGACAAUCCGGAGGGUCGCUAUGCAAAUUGUACAGCUCAAGGGGUGUAUUUGCAUCUACAAUCGAACAGAACCACAUCAACGGGUACUGCACAACCUGAAAUUGGACUGGCCAAAAUAUCAGUCACGGAUACCUCAUUAACGCGAAAUGGAUGGUAUUCCAGGCCCGCGUUUAAAUUCGAAAUACAGCCAGAGAAUAAGAAUUCCACUGGCGCCGAUGAUGGUGGUCGCGGCAGUUUUUCCAUAGUUAGGGAUGUGCAAGAAUUGAAACGUCUUAUCUGGCGCAUUCUUGACUCCAAUCCCAAAAGUCGGCCUGCUAUGAAUCUGCUGAAUCGGUUGUCUGAAUUGGAUGAUCAGGUGGUGAAUUGCGCUCAGCCAUCACCGCCAUCUGCGAUGCUCCUGAAUUCACUCACAAUGGGACUGGUGGAAUUAAUUCAAUUCCAUGCACUCGAUCCUAAUAUGAUAAACUUCUGGAAGCCAACGGAAGCGGAUCUGAGACCUGAAUUACCUCAAAGAUCAAUUUCAGUUGCAUCAAGUUCAUGCAUCAGUAGCAGUUCCUCUCCUCCUCGGUCUCAAAGCAACAGAAAUAGCUCCGAAAUUGAUGGUGAUGCUCCUCCUGACCGCCCGGCUGUGCAGUUGACUCUGGAACUUAGCGAAUCCUGCGACCAACUUAAUGUAUGCGUAGAACAGGCUCAAGAGUGGUGGUUACCUGGCGAAAACCUGACCAUGAAUGCCAUGCUUGAUAUCAGAGGCAUUCCCAAUUCCAUUCGAGUAUUUCCGCGACAACGCUACUGCAUGCUUCCGUCGAAUAAUCCGAAACUAAACGAGACAUUCACAAUCGAGUUUCAGCCCAACGAAUGCAAGGACGCCAUUAUUAUUUUCACAGCCAGACAAAUGGACACUCUGGGUUUGAAACAUCUGAUCGGGGAUGUGACAAUCCCUCUUAGUUCUCUGACACAACUUCAAUCCUCGUCAUCCGCUUCAGUCAAGGUAACGCGGUGGUAUGAACUUUCUCGCCGCAAGUUUGAACGCGUUUAA
Molecule: messenger RNA, 4779 nt
Organism: Hydatigera taeniaeformis
Lineage: Eukaryota; Metazoa; Platyhelminthes; Cestoda; Cyclophyllidea; Taeniidae
Source: the annotation of a GenBank genome assembly